UUUACCACGUUCGAAAAUCUUUGAAAUCUCAGGCAAAGGGCGCUUCUCUCAAAUUCUUUUCCCAAUUCUCUCAAACGCGUCAACUCGACUCGUCCGAUCCCUUACUCAGUGACUCAGUCCCUUUUCAGCUAAAUUCCACGCCAUGCUUGCUCUUCUCUUACGCUCAUCCGAAACUCCGUCGCUCGAACUCUCCUAGGUUUUUCUGAUUUAGCUGCUGUUGCGAAUUUAUGCUCUUCACUUUGUCACCACCUCUGUUCUCUCUCUUCAAAGCUUCGAUUCUCAAGCUCUUAAAUUCCAAAGAGGUUUGGUCAAUUCGAUAUAUUUAGCGUGAAUGAAGCCUUGUCCUGUAAAUUGGAAGGUUUGGAUUCUGGAAAUGGUGUGGUAGUAGUUCUGGUGUGAUUAGGGCUUUCGUGUUUUCUGCAAAUCCGGGGUUUUUUUCCUCAACUCGAGCAAUUCAAGGUUGGAAUACAAUUGGAAAUCUGGGUUUUUGAAGUAAAAUUCGGAGGAAUUGGUUCUCUUUAUAAUCUAGGGUUUGUGGUCUAAAAUAUGUAAAUUGAUGGAUUUAGAGGUUUUUUGUUUGCUUUUGGCGUCCUGGACGGUGAAAAACAUGGUUUAGAAGCUAAAUUUCCGCUGGGCUUUGUUGUAUGUUGUGGAAGUUGGGUUUUUGAUUUUGGUUUGAAGUGUAAAUUUUGGGUUUUUGAAGUUGAAUUUUAAAAAAAUUGAUUGCAUGAAAUCUAGGACUUCAGUGGCGAAGUGAGGUGAAGAUAUUAUAGGAAAUGUUUUAUUCUCAGUUUAUAUUGGCCAAGAAAGGGCCACUAGGGACGAUAUGGAUAGCGGCGCAUUUGGAGCGGAAGCUACGGAAGAAUCAGGUUGCCGAUACAGAUAUUGGUGUCUCCGUAGAUUCAAUUCUUUUUCCCGACGUCCCAAUUGCGCUCCGGUUGUCCAGCCAUCUACUGCUUGGUGUGGUGAGAAUAUAUUCGAGAAAGGUUAAUUAUCUGUUCGAUGAUUGCAGUGAGGCUUUGCUUAAGAUAAAGCAAGCUUUUCGCUCCACUGCCGUUGAUUUACCACCUGAAGAGUCUACUGCACCAUACCAUUCUAUCACGUUGCCAGAGACUUUUGAUCUUGAUGAUUUUGAGUUGCCAGAUAAUGAAAAUUUUCAAGGUAAUUAUGUUGAUCAUCACGUGAGUACAAAGGAGCAGAUUACACUCCAAGAUACAAUGGAGGGUGUGAUUUACUCAACAUCACAGUUUGGAUUAGAUGAGAGGUUUGGUGAUGGUGACACUUCCCAGAUUGGGUUAGACCUUGAUGAGGAGCUGCUCUUAAGCAAGGUUGUAGCUCCAAGGCAUGAUGGAGGUUCAGAUGCUGAUCAGCAGGUGUCCAUCCAAUCAGUGACACUUAUGUCAAAGGAUGGGAGUUAUGAGGGGAUAACUGAAGCUUCAGAAGCCAUGCCCGUGAAUGGAAGUGGAAAUCAGGUUGUAGGUCUAGCCACUGAUACCGAAAUGCUUGAGUAUGCUCAGGCUCCAUCCACUCCUGGAUUAUUGGAAGAGCCAGACUUGUCCAAUGUUCAGGAGGCUUUGGCCUGUGAUGAUCAUAUGGAGUCAGAAGAUCGCAAUUUAAUGGGAUUAGUUGCAGGGGAGAGCACAGUAAAUGCUGGCCAGAGGUUUGAUCAUCAUCCUGGGGAUAAUAAUACAGCGAAUUUGUCUUCAUGGAAUGAAUUUAAUCCUAAUACUGUUGAGGAGAAUGGAAGCAUUCAGGGUGACCUGGAGAUUAAACAGGUUAAGCCACAGGGAUUUGUGCCACCCACCCUAUCGAUUAUGGAGUGCACGGCGGAUGAUAAUUGCCUAUCAAAUUCUUUACCAUCUUCAAAUCCUGCUGAUCAAACUAAACCCAUUUGUCCGGUAUCAGAAUGUUCAGAUGGGACCAUUGGUAUGUUGAAUGGUCUGGACAGGGCUGAAGAUAUCCACAAUGGAGUUGUUAUAGACAACGAACCUAGUACACCCUUUGUCCAUCAAACAGAUAUGAAAUCUGCCUGCGCUAGGGUGGAUGAAACCGUUGCAUCUCCUGGUUGCUCUCAUGUCACCUGUGAUUUUGAGGAUCCUGUUCGUAGAACUUUUUCAAGUAGCACCGGUGCACUAGAGUCAAAGGGCUAUCUAGAGGAUGACCAAGCAUCCUCAAGACCUGAAAUUCUCAAUGAUGUUGAAAUUGAUAAUGACUUGGGAGUGUUAUGCUCCCAUAACAAAGCAUCGGUUUCAAAUGCUGUCUGUACAUUGGAAUCACCGGAGCAUCCCGAGGUUGUAAAUGUUGAAGCUCGUGCUUGUCAAGAACCAAACGAGAAUGAGACUUUAAACCCUGUUGCUCACAAAUUUACACUGUCAAAUCAAUCCCAUGUGCUUCAGGCAUGCAAUUCCCAUCUAAGCGAACCUAACAUGCCAUCUCUUGGAGGUGAAGAGUGCCUUCCAAAUGAUGUUACUGAUGUGUGCUUAAAACAAAAUCAAAUUUCAGAGCCUACUCUAUGUGGAGAAAUUCAGGCAGGUUCCAGGAUGUUAGAUGAGCAACUGGACAAUGCGGGCUCUGAUGAGAGUCGGUUGAAUAAUUUAAAUAGUUCUGGGACUUCUAACUUUCCUGCACCUGAAAAGAUGCUCUCUCUACCAGAGGGGCUCACUGGUAAACCAAACGAUUUUCUAGUAGAGUCUACACCAGCCAAAGAAGCACUUCCUGGCAGUGGUGGAGCUGGUGCUGGGAUCAAACAAAUCUCAGGAAAAAAGCGCAGUUUCACAGAAAGUACUCUAACGGUGCAGAGUUUAAAUUCGGUUGAAUCUUUUGGUAUGACACGAUCCAAGAGAACUGCAGAGUCGAUUCCUGAUGAUGAUGAUUUGUUGUCUUCCAUUUUAGUAGGAAGAAGAUCUUCGGUUUUGAAAAUGAAGCCUACUCCACCUGUACCUGAAACAGUAUCCACAAAAUGUCCCAGGUCUGCACCCCGGUCUAGUGUCUUGAAGAGGAAAGUGCUUAUGGAUGAUACGAUGGUGUUGCAUGGCGAUACUAUUCGUCAACAGUUGACAAGUACUGAAGACAUACGUCGUGUUAGAAAGAAAGCUCCUUGCACUCCCCCUGAGAUCUCGACUAUUCUUAGACAAUUCUUGGAAGAUGAAAUAUUUAGUGAGCCCAUUUUUACUGGUAUGUCUGCCGGAUUGAUAUUUUUGCAUAGUGAGACAUUUGAUCUGAGCAGAACCAAGGUUUCUGAAAAUGAUCAAGGUAAUGCUUCUUCAGAAGUAGCAAAGGAUAUGGAGUCUUCUGUUGGGCCAAAGGUUGCUGAAGAAAGUGAAAUGAAUGAGAGUACUGUAGCUGUGGGAGUCAGAAGUGAUUUAGAAGCACAACCUGCUGACACUUCCAUUCACACUGUGACACAUCAGGUCAAAGUUUAUGACUUUGGAUCUCGUGAUAUUGAUUCUCAAGGUCAGAUAAAGGCAGUUUCUGAUGUACAGGAGCUUAAAAGUUCUCGAGAUGAACCCUUGGGGGAGAUACCUGAAAUAGAAAUUGAGAGAGGGAGUGUCGAAGUUGCUGAACCUGUAAAUUGCUCAACUGAUCCUGUUUCUGUAGAUAUUUGCAACGUGACAGCUGACUUGGCAGUGCAGCCAGCUCUUGUUGAUAAAACCAAUGAUCCAUCUGCUUUUCUGCCAAAGGAUGUAUUAUGCAUGUCACCUGAUAAGAAAUUGGAUUCUCAAACUGUCGAGGGGGAUGCUUCUAUGGAGGAUAUAAGCAAUGGGAAAGCAGUUAAUUCCCUUGAAAUUAUACAAGGUGAUGUUGGAAUAGGAGCAGAUGUUCAGUCACAUUGUCUUAAACCUGCAGAUGGUGAUAAAGCUUCACUUGCAAGUGAAUUUAAUAUCCUAGGUUUUGAAAAUGGUACCCAAACUUUGGAGGAAACAGAACAUAAUAAGAAUGAGGAUGUAGUCCUGCCUGCCGAGUUUGGUUGUGAGGAGAAAGACCCUCUUACUUGCAGUGGAGAAAUUAAAAUAGACUCUAUGGAUUCUGUAGAGCUUCAAUUGGAUGUGAGUAAUGCUUCUUUGAAUGAUAAAGAAAAUCUAAACUGUCCGGAGUCUGAUCCACAGAGUAUCAUGGAUGGAGAAAUUCCCGCCCUUGACCAUCCUGGUGUUGAAGAUCAUAGGGGUUUUGAAGAUGCCACAGUUGAGAAUGACACAGAAUUCCUGAAUGUAGAUGAUAAUGAGGUAGCUGAAGAAUACGAUGAAAGUAUGCCAUGUACUGAAGAAACUCGUCUUUUUGAGAACAGUGGAUGGUCUUCUCGCACCCGGGCUGUUGCCAAGUAUCUACAGACAUCAUUUGAUAAGCAAGCUUUACAGGGAAGAAAGGCCCUCACCAUGGACAAUCUAUUAGCUGGUAAAACUCGUAAGGAAGCAUCGAGGAUGUUUUUUGAGACGUUGGUUCUUAAGACAAGGGAUUACAUACACGUAGAGCAGGCAAAGCCCUUUGACAACAUAAAUAUAAAACCUCGAGUAAAGCUCAUGAAGUCGGAUUUCUGAUAUCUUACAUAGGAAAGGCAGAUACAGUUGAAAAGAACCAUGUAGUUUUAGUGUUAUGAUGCUCGGCAGGGAUGGGGGAUUUUUUUCCUUGGUUAUAUAUUUUUUCUUAUCUAAUUAUGUAUUUUUAUCUAUAAUUUGUAGGUUAGGAAUUGCCUUUUGUUAGUCCAUGUAACUUGUAGUUUUAACAUCGGGUCGUCGACGAUGUUGAUUCUAGCAAUAGCGUUGUAGUGUGAAUCAUAUUUAUAUGUAUAUAUCUGUAAAAUAUCACCAUUUGCAUUGAA
Juglans regia (Persian walnut) is the source of this 4816-nucleotide messenger RNA. RefSeq names its product sister chromatid cohesion 1 protein 4-like. Gene Ontology annotation, cellular component: cohesin complex; synaptonemal complex. The record is from RefSeq and is a predicted model, not a curated record. Gene Ontology annotation, biological process: synaptonemal complex assembly; mitotic sister chromatid cohesion; replication-born double-strand break repair via sister chromatid exchange. Gene Ontology annotation, molecular function: protein binding; chromatin binding. NCBI's taxonomy places the organism in Eukaryota, Viridiplantae, Streptophyta, Magnoliopsida, Fagales, Juglandaceae. The transcript is spliced from 15 exons. Bases 777 to 4535 code for a protein of 1252 amino acids.